Molecule: messenger RNA, 1341 nt
Organism: Alternaria burnsii
Lineage: Eukaryota; Fungi; Ascomycota; Dothideomycetes; Pleosporales; Pleosporaceae
Product: cytochrome p450 oxidoreductase
Exons: 5
Coding region: 1-1341 (446 amino acids)
Molecular function (GO): heme binding; monooxygenase activity; iron ion binding
Source: RefSeq, a predicted model, not a curated record
AUGGUGCGUAUCGGACCGAACACGGUCUCUGUGGCCGAUCCGGAGGCGGUGCAGAUACUGUAUGGCCUGAAGAGCGCCCUCAAAAAGUCUGAUUUUUAUCACGUGCAGCAAAAUAUCAGCGACGGGAAGCCGCUCGAGAACAUCUUCAAUACAACUCGCCCAGAUUUCCAUGCUUCUAUCAAGCGGCCAGUUGCACACGCAUACAGUAUGACAUCAUUGUUGCAGUAUGAACCUUUCGUCGAUACCACGUCUCAAAUGUUCUGCCGGAGACUCACUGAAGAAUAUGUGGAGAAAACCAGAACAUGCGAUUUGGGGAAAUGGCUGCAGUUCUAUGCCUUUGACGUUAUUGGAGAAAUAACGUUUAGCAAAAAGCUGGGGUUCCUCGAUACUGGAGAAGACGUCCAAGGAGUCAUCGAGGAUAUCGAGUGGAGACUAGGAUAUUUUGCUGUGGUGAGGAUUUUGCAACCACUUUUUCUCCCUGCAUGCGCUAAGAAUGGUUUCCAGGUUGGCCAGAUGCCUGUUCUUGACCGUUUCCUGCUCAAGAAUCCUCUGAUAAUGAAGAUGCUCUCGACGAACCAUAUCGUCAAGUUUACACUAGAACAGGUGCAGGCUCGCACAUCAGAGCCUUCAGACCGUAAGGAUUUUCUGGGAUUCUUCCUUCAAGCGCACAAGGAAAACCCACAACUAGUUGACAAGCGUCAGGUUUUGUCAUACGCAAACUCCAAUGUCUUUGCAGGGAGUGAUACAACUGCCAUAUCAUUACGAUCUAUCCUUUAUUACAUGCUCAAGAAUCCAUACGUUUUGGAAAGGGUUCUUGCUGAGAUAGACACUGUUGUCGGGGACCGGGAUUGCGAUAUUCAUCCUAUCUCAUAUGGGGAGUCAAACCAAAUGCUAUAUUUUCAAGCAGUCAUCAAAGAGGCCAUGAGAUUGCAUCCCGCAGUUGGUCUCCUCCUCGAACGCGAAUUACCCAUGGGCGGUCUCCACAUCGCGGGCCAGUGGCUUCCCGGCGGAACAGUCGUUGGUAUCUGUCCAUGGGUGUUGCAUCGCGAUCAGCGAGUCUUUGGAAAAGAUGCGGAUUUAUUCCGACCCGAAAGAUGGUUGGAAUCAUCUCCUGACGUUUUGAAAGUGAUGCAGAGAUCCAUCCUAGCGUUUGGAGCAGGCUCGCGUACUUGCAUCGGCAAGCACAUAUCGCUACUCGAAAUGAGUAAGAUCGUCCCACAGUUACUCUGGAAAUUCGAAUUCCAACUAGCACACCCUGAAAAGGAAUGGACUCUAGAGAACAAGUGGUUUGUAAAGCAGAACAACUUCUUCGUUAAGAUCAAGAAUCGAAAGAGAUUCUAA